CAAAAUAAUAAUAUAUUGGAUGGCAAACCUAUUUGACGAAGAGCAAGGCUAAUAUUUAAGAAUGAAUGCUCUCAAAUACCUUGAGAAACCACCAGAAGUCUAAAGAGUGGAUGAUCCAUUUAUUACUAAUGGCUCUUUAGCAAUCACAUAUAUUCUAGUGGGAACAGUGGAGUAAUAUAAGGCAGAUCAAGGGCUGAAAUUUCAACCCAGUUAUGUUCAUCAGGUGUUUAGAUCAACAAAUGAAAUAUAUGGAUACAAAGAUCUUAAGAUUACCAUUCAUGUCACAGCACUUGGAUUGAAGCCUUACAUUAAAGUAAACCCAUUCAAAAUACCUUACUAUAGAUAUCCUAUAGCGAGCAGACUGAAGAUGCAGAUGACUUAUAUGAGAGCUUUAAUAAAGUGUAUGAGGCUGGUUUCCUUUCUAGUGAAGAGUAGUUUCUUUAAGCCCUUGAAGAAGAAGAAAAUUAGGAGCCUUUAGGAGACUUAAUUGAAGAAUAUGGAGAUUUCAGAAUAUACAAAUGUCAAAUGGCAACAACAAAAGGGUUUGUCUAAUUCAAGCCUUUUUUAUAAGCAUUUCUUUUAGUUUUAAUUGAUGGAGUUCAAUAUCCAGGGGAUGAAAAUGAAUGGGUGUAUUUAACAUUGUAUGAAAAACGCCAAUUUGUCGGGUUGACUACCGUAUUUAAGUUUAAUAUUGGAUGGAAUAAGCAGAGACAUCGUUUGAGUCAAAUGCUAUUCUUGCCAUAAUACCAGAGGAAAGGUCAUGGGAGUAAAAUGCUAAAGACUGUUUAUAAAUUGGGUUUGGAGGAUGAGAAGUGCUUAUAAAUUACACUUGAAGAUCCUUCUGAAGAUUUUUAAGUGAUGAGAGAUAUAACUGACUCGAAAAUCUUACAUGAGCAUUUUAAAGAUAUACUCCCUAAUAAGGUAUUAAACAAAACUAUAAUAGAUUAUCAAUUCAAUAUAAGAAAUUGGAGAUAUGCCUAAAGAUAAGUUGUUUGAAAUUAUGAAGAAAACCAAACUUCAUGCUUAUUAAAUAAAACGUGCUUAUUCAAUAUAUUAGUAUGCGUUUGUGAACAAGUAAUCUAUUCAACUAUGAAAUCUUAAGAAAGUCUUCUAAAUUGAUGACAGAGUUUGCUAGGUAUUUGCUGAGAGAACAUUAAAAGCCUUACAUCAGAAAGAAGAAUAUUUUAGUUCGAUUUGAGGAUGGCAGUUCAUUGGAUCCAAAAUAAAUGCACUUGCUUGAAUUGAAGGAAAAAGAAGAUAGGAAUAUUAAUGCUGAAGAAAGUCUAGAAGAGGAGCUCUGUUUGUUUGAACUUAUUGCUACAAAGUUAAGAAAGGACAAAGUUAUUUGA
Molecule: messenger RNA, 1349 nt
Organism: Paramecium octaurelia
Lineage: Eukaryota; Ciliophora; Oligohymenophorea; Peniculida; Parameciidae
Source: the annotation of a GenBank genome assembly